Molecule: messenger RNA, 2030 nt
Organism: Microtus ochrogaster (prairie vole)
Lineage: Eukaryota; Metazoa; Chordata; Mammalia; Rodentia; Cricetidae
Gene: Pmm2
Product: phosphomannomutase 2
Biological process (GO): mannose metabolic process; protein N-linked glycosylation; GDP-mannose biosynthetic process
Cellular component (GO): cytosol
Molecular function (GO): phosphomannomutase activity
Source: RefSeq, a predicted model, not a curated record
CGGGUGCAGUUCCGGGUGCCAACGAGUCUUCUGACUGGAGCCAUGGCUGCUCUCUGCCUCUUCGACGUGGAUGGGACCCUGACUGCCCCGCGGCAGAAAAUUACAAAAGACAUGGAUGGCUUUCUACAAAAAUUGAGGCAGAAGACCAAAAUUGGAGUGGUAGGUGGGUCAGAUUUUGAGAAAGUGCAAGAGCAACUGGGAAGUGAUGUGGUUGAGAAAUACGAUUAUGUGUUUCCAGAGAAUGGCCUGGUAGCAUACAAAGAUGGGAAGCUUUUGUGUAAACAGAGUAUUCAAGGUCAUCUGGGGGAGGCAGUGAUCCAAGACCUGAUCAACUACUGUCUGAGCUACAUUGCAAAAAUUAAACUCCCUAAGAAAAGGGGAACUUUCAUUGAAUUCCGAAAUGGCAUGUUGAACGUGUCCCCUAUUGGGAGAAGCUGCAGCCAAGAAGAACGAAUUGAGUUCUACGAACUUGAUAAAAAAGAAAAUAUACGACAGAAAUUCGUAGAGGACCUGAGGAAGGAAUUUGCAGGGAAAGGCCUCACAUUCUCCAUAGGGGGCCAAAUCAGCUUUGACGUCUUUCCUGAUGGGUGGGACAAGCGGUAUUGCCUGAGACACCUAGAACAUGAUGGUUACAAGACCAUUUAUUUCUUUGGAGACAAGACUAUGCCGGGUGGCAAUGAUCAUGAGAUCUUCACAGACCCCAGAACUGUGGGCUACACAGUGACAGCACCCGAGGACACGCGCAGGAUCUGUGAGGAGCUCUUUCCUUAACUCCAGAGGAAUGGGGUCCUGGCCAUCAAGACUGAAAGGUCGCUCAGGGUCAGGGGCACUUAGGGCCAGAGCUGGAGUUCACCUCAUGUGCAUAUGUCCCCAGCCUGCAGCCAAGCUGUCCUCAUGGUCCAGUCACAGGGACUAGUGGUCAUCUCACUGGGCAUGCCAGUAGGCCACGCCUCCACCUCCAUCUAGCACUGGCAGCCCCAAGGGAGUAGAAAGAAUGCAAUCAGAAAUGGCUGUGGCGGGGUGUGGUGGCUCAAGCCUGGAAUCUGUACCCAGGAAGCUCGGAGGCCUGGCCCCUUACCCUUUGCGGAACUGAAAAUAUAAGUUUGGGGUUUUCUGGUGGUGGUGGGUUUAGAAGGGCUCUAUUUUGAGACAUGGUCUCACUAUGUAGCCCUGGCUGCCUCAGAACCUGCAGUGUAGACCAGCCUGACCUAGAAUUCAGGGUGUUUGGCCUCUGCCUUACAAAUGCAGACUACAUGCACCAACACACCAGCCAAGGUUUCAUGGAAACAUGACAGUUGUCAGUUUCAUUUGACCAUCAAAAAGAGGGAUCUGAUGAUAGAAAAAAUACAAGGCAUCCACAGUUACCCACCUGGGAGAGAACUGAGGACUUUCAGAAUGCAUUCCCAGUCUGCGCUGAGGCUGGGGCAUGAACUGAAGCCAGUGUUCUGCCAGAGAGCUGAUGUUUCUGUUUUCAAGCCAGCUUCCUGUCUAUGAGCCACAGACCACAGCUUGACCUGUCUGACGGAGAGCUGGCCGGGUGACAGCUGAUGACAGUUUGCACCUCCACUGGCCUUGCCGGCUCUGGUUGCUACAUCUCAACAGGACUGCUCUCCUGUCACCCAGCGAAGCUCUGCCUGCAGCCCUUACCCAAGGAACAGCCCAAAGGCCACAGCCACAGGAGCUGCACUCCUUCAGCCUCUUCCUGGAGACUGCCCAGGCCUCCUCCAGAACCUCAGGGAGAGCCUUCCAAGAACAUUUCCCAGGCCGCUUUUCAGUGCCUAGUAAACGGUUCUGCAGCCCGGCUCCUCCUUGGGAGCCCCUGCUGCCCUUUCCUGCCUUCAGCCACCAUGUGCUCCCACUACCCUACCUUUGACUGCCCGCACUGGCACCUGCUGCUGACCCCUUUACCUCUGUCCACCCCCACAGGAGAGUGCCAGGACCUCCACCCUGUGGCGUCCUCCUUGGAUGUUAUGGCAGUGCUGUGACCACUUGCCCAGGGAAACACAUUAAAGGGACUGCAUCGUUCCUCA